Macrobrachium nipponense is the source of this 426-nucleotide messenger RNA. RefSeq lists its product as uncharacterized. The record is from RefSeq and is a predicted model, not a curated record. Lineage: Eukaryota; Metazoa; Arthropoda; Malacostraca; Decapoda; Palaemonidae. Bases 1 to 426 code for a protein of 141 amino acids. The transcript has 2 exons.
AUGCAAGCAAUUGCACGGAAAAAGGAAAGACACUCUGGCCAAAGCAGAAGUCUGGCAGCAGGAAGGAUACAGAUAAAGCGGUGCAAAGUGGCACCACGACUGAUAAUUGUACCUGGAAAGGACUACACUGUCGAGCAAACAACAAUCAAAUUAGGCGGAGGAAACAUCAAUAGGGGUCAUAAAUUCAAGUACCUUGGCUCAGUAGUUGGCAAUGAGGGGAACAUGGAAAUUAACAACCGGAUUCAGUGUGGUUGGAACAACUGGAGGAAGGUGCCUGGUGUCAUAUAUGAUAGGAAAGUCCCUAUAACAUUAAAGGGCAGAGUGCACAAGGCAGUGGUCAGACCAGCAAUGACAUAUGGAUUGGAAGCAGCACCUCUAAAGAAAACGGGGCAGAAAGUUGAACGUAACCGAGAUGAGGAUGCUUAG